Molecule: messenger RNA, 6805 nt
Organism: Cinara cedri
Lineage: Eukaryota; Metazoa; Arthropoda; Insecta; Hemiptera; Aphididae
Source: the annotation of a GenBank genome assembly
AUGCAGUUACUCUGGCUGUUUUUAUUUAUAGGAGUUGUUCAAGUGAGAAUUUAUUUUAUUGUUCAUAUAUGUACCUACUCUUAAUGUAGGUACCUAUUAUUAAUUAGACGUUUGCCUAUUAAUAAAAUACAUUCAGUACCAUCCUACUUAUACAAGGUGUUUUCCGUAAAAUACUAAUAUUAUUGCGGAAAAUGUUGAUUUGCUCACUCUUUCGUUUAAUCGUAAAACUACUACAUCUUAUUUUUGAUAUUUAAAUGAUAACGAGUAUACAAAAAUUUUACGAAUAAAUAAAGUUUAUAGUUAACAUAAAUUGCUUGUGUUGACUUUUUCUAUUUUCAAUAGUUCAUUGUCGAGAUUAUUAUACCAUUAUUUUUCAAUUUAUUUAGAUUAUGUCAGCGCCUCUAUUUGUUUUACUGAAGGAGGAAAUAGUGUUUCUCUCCCAUCCUGUGUUUAUAAAUUACAAUGCAAUUUAUUUUAGCAAAAACAAUGCAUUUUUUAAUAAUCUUGUUUUUUAUCCACGAUAAUAGUAAAUAAUCAUAUAAAUAAAAUCGUUCAAUAAUGUUAUCGUACAUCAUAGACAUAACUAUACGUAAUUCUAAGAUUACAAUUAAAGAUAUUUUAAUUAGUGGUUAUAAAUUUAUGAUAGUUGUGGGUACAAUAUUUAUCUUAUCAUCGUAUCAAACGCUGUCCACGACCAUGGUACUAAUGUUUGUUACUGAACAUAAUCAAAUUAGUUGAAUUUAUUUCAAUAAUAUCAUAAAUUAUUUGUUUUAUAAUUUAGGAUGUAAUUCGCAUUUUGCUAUCGAAUUAUAACAAUUUUUUAGUUUUACAAUGAUUAUUCAAUAUUUAUUUUGUAUUAUGUACGCUAUUUUUGUAAGUAACCUAUUUAGGUAUAAGUUGUUACUGUUUGUAUUAAUACAUUUUUGUUUUAAUAAUUUAAUCUUGAGUACCUAUUACUUAAUAUUAACCCUAAUACUGAUUUUUAUAUUGGGAGUGUGGGGGCGCCUUUUUUUUAUAGCUUAUAGAUUUUUAGUUUUAUCAUAGCCUGUUAAAUAUUAAAAAUAUUAAGAUUCGCUAUAUUAAAGACACUCUUACAAAUAAAGUACCCCCGGUGACCGCCCUGUUCACUCGUGCCCUAUAUAUAAUAAUGUUUGUAAUAAUUAUUUGCUAAAAUUACAUUUCAACAGUAGGUAAAUAUAUGUAUAUUAUAUAGAUUAUAAGUGGUACCUAAUACCUUGGUCCUUGAUACAUACAUACAUUGUAUGCAACGUAAAAUAGCGUAAGACACUCUUGGAAAGUGUAAUAUUUUUUCAGAACCAGUUUUUUAGAAAUUGUUAGAAACGAGUAGCUCUAAAAUGUCACAUAACCAUUAUUUUUUUUCACCCUAAUUUUUGGUGUGAUUAACCACUUUUGGUUUUCAAAUAGCAAUCUACGUUAAAUAUCCCAUAAAUAUAUGAAGGAUCAGUUUAAAAACAUUUUAGUGUAGACUUUUUUAAUUUCAAUUACCAUAUAAAUUAUGUUCCACUACUAUCCUCCGUUUUACAAAAUGCUGAAUUUAAAAGUGGAAUAUCUCGCCAACGGACUGACGAAAAUUAAAAAUAUCAACAUUAAAAUACUACCUAUUUAUGUGAGUUUUAAUAUAGGUUUCUAUGUUAGAAUUAAAAGUGGGUAGUGGUUUCACCCCUAAAAGUAAAGGUGACAAAAUAUAAUGGUGAUUUGAUUUUAUAGAGUUGCUUGUCUUUUAGAUUCUGAGUGGAGCAAAGUAUGUAUUGGUUUUACAAAGAUGUUUAUUAUUAUUUUUUUUUUAUGUGAACACUUUUUCUACCAGAAAGCUUAUUCCGAUGUACACAAUGUUAGACUUUUUUCUGAAAGGAAAUUUUCUUGGGAUGAUAAUAUAAGAAAGUCAUUUUUCGAUAUUCUCAGGAAUUUUCUCAUAAAAUGUGAAAAAUUGAAAAAAACCGGAAAAUGUGCGGGAAAUAGGUAUCAAUGGAAAAAUAUUUCGACAUUUUAUUCCUGUGAACAACUUUUCUACCAACAAUUUUUCUUCGAUUUACAAUGAUAGAUUUUACUAUAACAUGAAAAAUAUAUUGUUGACAAAGCAUCACUAUCAACUGAACUCCGCUCCGACUCAUUUUUAGUAAGCAAUGGUUUAUCGUUGCUUACAGAUACAAAUAAUUUUCCCUCUAUAGUCUACCUUCCCAACUUUUCUAUAACAAUAGUGCUCGCAUCCGUUGUAACUUAGUAUAGUUUUUUUUUUAUAAUUUCUAAAAAACAAGUUCCGAAGAAAGUUAAUACUUUCCGAGAUGAUGAGUGUCUAACAUUAUGUUGAUUACUCUACAUUCUAUUUGAAAUAAGAUUAAAUCGCUUGGACGAAGAAAGCGUUUCACAUUCGCAUAUCUCCCUAUUAGAUUUCUCUCACAGACCGCGUCUACUCUUUCUAAGAACAUUGGUGACAGCUAUGACGAUGUGGGCUGAUUAUUGGUGGUUUGUGUCGACUAUGUACGGUAAAUCAUAUAAUGCGUAAUUUCGUUUAAGGGAUUUGAACUCAAUCGCUGCUCAGCCUGCUUGAGUGAAAGCGGUUUAAUCUUAUUUUGAAUUAAGUAUAGCUCGGAGAAUUAUUAUUAUACCUAUUGAAUAUAUUGUUCUACAAUGUUACAUAUAAUAACACUACUUCCAAUAGUAUUUUCCAUUUAAACAAAUAUUGUUGUUUAAUCACUUAACUUAUGAGUUUAAUUUAGUGAUUUUCGAUACAAAUAUUUGAGUAUUAAUGAAACGUUUUACAUUUAUUUUAUUUAGUGCGAUGAUUUAUCCGAUAGUAGAGUCAUAUCAACAACUGAGUACAAUAGUUUGGCUUUACCAUGUGCUAUCGAAUAUAUUUCGGCGUAUACAGUUUCGGUCCAAACAGCAUAUAUCACAGCUUUCGAAUGUUUGACGUCUGCAAAUUAUUUUGUGAAUUAUGUACAAAGUGCUUUCAGUAAUUGUGAUACCUCAUCAUCGGUUGUUAGUAAUUCGCAUUCAGAGUUGAUGGCAUCACUGUCAGGCACAUCUGAUAAUAACGCUCUUCAGGGUAUCGAUGAUAUGAUAAAAGGAUUAAAAAAUGAUGAAUUUAAAGAAUGGAACGAAAGAAUAGAUGCUGUCGCUUUUAUGACAUGGAAUUAUUAUAGAAAACCAGACGUUAGCCCAACCGAUCCAGGGAUAAAACUUGGCGAUGCAGCUGAUGCAACUACUGCUAAAACUCUUCUUAUUACACGGCGAUUCGAAGCACGUAUGGAUCAAUUCAUGGCUGAAGCUAAAGCGUUAAAAGCAUUUUAUGUUAGUAAUAAAGUUGAAAUAGACGAGAAUAAUGUUAAUCAAGAGCAGUAUUCACAUCUUGUAUCCCAAUAUUUUCGUGCACGGGAAGAUAUAGUUAAAAAAAGUGCCGUGUUUACUGCAAUUAGAUAUGCAUUUAUGUAUGGCAUUGGAAUAAGUUUGUGUGACGGAUCAGCCCAACUUGAUGAAAAACUAUUGGUUAGUACAUAAUUUGUUAUUGUAAAAUCAAUUAUAUUAUUCAAUUAUCAUUGAAAAAUGUAUAAUUAUGAUUAUUGUUUUUUAGCAAAUUUAUAAAGCUCAAGAUUUAUCUACAUUUUUUGGUAUAAAUGAUUUGGAUUCGAUGAAGCUAUUUAGUCAAACUGUUACUCAUAUGUACAGCAUUUAUAAGAUUUCAUCAACUGUACUUUAUUUAAAUUCUGUAGGUCAUACACCUCGAGAAUUGUCACUCCGGAUUUUGUGUUGGGAACAACUGAAUUUAGUUCGAGCAAACUAUGAAGUUAUGUGUACACUUAUUCUGAAAUUUAUAGAAAUAACGCAGACGAACAUUGAACAAAAGUUUGGUAAAGAUACAGAAGAUAGUAAAAAGGCGAUGACAGAAUUAUUUUGCAGUGUAAGUAGAAUGCUGCUAGUCGCAGUGAAAACAACGGAAGUGGUGUAUAAACAAACGUGGUAUUAUAAACCAGAUGGGAGCAUGAUUACAACGAGUUAUAGUAGUGAAAAUGGCAUUGAUGUGAUUAGACAAUUUUAUGUACAAUUUACUUGGGAAAAUCCUAAUUUAAUGAGUUUUGACGUGCGUGUUAUCAAUAAAGAUAGCACUUCACUUCCAUCAUCAACUAUAAUCUUACCACAAGAUUUGUAUCAAUUGACAGUAAAUAAAUUAAUGAUACAGGCUUUUUUUUGUGAAAUAAAUUUUAUAAUUGUAAAAAUACAAACAUCGUUAAAUAAUGAUAAUAAUGAUUCGACAUCUUGGAUUUAUUAUUCAAUAACAUUAAAGGAAAUGGAAUUUGCAAUGAUAUUUGCAAAAUACACAGCAAUAUCAAAUAAAAUUAUGAUUAUAAAUACUUCAACAUAUGCGUAUCUUUUGGCAUACCACAGUAGCCAAGAUUCUGGAAAUACACCUGUUGUUGGUAGUGGUGGUAGCGGCAGUGGUGGUGGUACCGGUAGUGCAAGUGGUGGUGGUGGAGGGGGCGGUGGCGGCGGUGGCGGCGGUAGAAAUAACUCCAGCCCCACUGGAAUUAAUCUUGGAACUAAUUCAGAUACAAGUCCAGGAAACAAUCCAAACAUAAACCCAACACCAAACCCAGAUGGAAGUCCAGCUCCAAACCCAGAUACAAGCCCAACAUCAACUAGUCCAGGAGCCAGUCCUGGCACUAGCCUAGCUGGCUCAGAUAGCGUUAUCAGUGGUGGAGGCAACAGCGGGGGAGGAACUAAUCCAAAUACAAAUCCAGGAUCCAAUUCAGCUCCAUAUCCAGACUCAGGUCCAACACCAACUAGAGCGGACUUAAGCCUAGGAAAUGGUCCACAUGAUAUUUCAGUUGAUAAUAAAGAUGUGAGCACUCAAAUAACUGAAAUUAUGAAUGAAAAUUCAGUUGACAUAAUUGCAAUAUUGGCUAUACAUACUUCAGAUUUAAGUACAACGUUUCAAAAUGUUGAAACUCAUAUAAAUCAAAAUACUAAGCCAGUACUGGAAUCAAUAAAUUAUCAAAUUGGAAUGAUAGCAAUAACAGGUCAUGAUAAUAAUAUUGUCAUCAAUAAUGGUGGUGCUGGUGGCGCUGGUGGCGCUGGUGGCGCUGGUGGCGCUGGUGGCGCUGGUGGCGCUGGUGGCGUUGGUGGCGCUGGUGGUGCUGGAGGCGCUGGUGGCGCUGGUGGCGUUGGAGGCGUUAGCGGUGGUGGGGGCGGUGGCGGCGGUGGUGGUGGUGGCGGUAGUUAUGGUGGUGGUGGUGGUGGCGGGGGUGGAAAUAACCCGAGCACUCCUGGUACUAACGCAGGAAUUAAUACAGGCACAAACCCAGUUCCAAACUCUGACACAAGCCCAUCAUCAAACCCAGUCCCAAACCCAGUCCCAAACCCAACACCAAACCCAGAUACAAUUACACCACCAAGUCCAGUCCCAACCCUAACACCAAACCCAGUUCCAAAUUCAAUCAUAAGCCCACCAUCAAGCCAAGUUCCAAGCCCAACGCUAAAUUCAGACACAAGUCUAACACCAAGUCCAGUUGUAAGCUCACCACUAAACCUAGCCCCAAGUCCGGUACAAAACUCAGCCAUAAAUCCAGUUCCAAACCCAGACAGUCCGGCUCCAAGCCCAGGCAGUCCGGUUUCAAGUCCAGAAAGUCCUGCUCCAAGCCCAGGCAGUCCGGCUCCAAGUCCAGAAAGUCCUGCUCCAAGCCCAGGCAGUCAAGCUCCAGGCCCAAACAGUCCAACUCCAAGCCCAGACAGUUCAGCUCCAAACCAAGAGAUAAGUUCAUUUGCCAACAGUCCAGACAGCGGUCCCGGUAUUACGUUCCCUGGUAAUCCACGAACUGGACCUACCGGUGAUUCGAGUGAUACUGUUACUACCAGAGGUACGUUUAUUAGGAUAACAGAUAGCGUACAAAUAACAAAAUCUAUACAAUAUUUCUAUGAAUCUAUAACUUAUCAAUUUACAUUGACUACAUCUGCAGUGCAAAGUAUAAGUCAAACCGAGUAUUCCAAAUUCAUAGUAACUUCUUUGGAGAGUUGUAAAAAACAAUUCGAACUGAAUAUUAAUUAUUUAAAUUGUGUUACUGAAUUAUUUGUGAAGUAUUUAAGUACUUGUACAGUUGUUGGCUCUGAUACUUAUAUUCAGGCUCUAAAUGAAUUUAAUAAAGAUGUAACAGAAAAAUUAGUAGUUAUUUCUUCAGUGACGGAUAUAAUAUUUAAGAGAAUUACAAUCUAUCGUAUAGAAAACUGUUAUAUACCUGUAGCACCGACUAUUUCAUAUGAACAAUUUGUUACUCAGUUUUUUAGUUUCUUUAAAUUAGAUUUUACAGAAAUGAUAAACUCAAGUAAUAACAAAGCCGACGCAUUAUUAACUACUGUUGUGGCUAAAUUUACAACCGUACAUCAAACAGUAAUUACAGCAGUUCAAGGAGUACAAGAAAGUGAUUACAAACAAAUGACUUUAACAUAUUUAGAACAAACAAUAACAGUAUUUAAAGAGACGACCGAUACUUUAAUGACAGAAAUUACACAAACGCAAGGAUUUAUUAGUCAAGAUAGUCAAACCAUCCAAACAGCGUAUUUCCAGGAAAUCGUAGAACGAAUAUCAAUUGUUAUUUCAAUUUAUUCAACGGCUCUUGUCAAAAGUUUUACAUACGCGCAAAACUCUCAGACAGUUAAUAUAUACAAAUCUGAAGGUGAUACUACUGCUACUGAGUCUUCAUUUAGUGAAGUAGUAACUAAAGUUACUGAAAUAAAAGUGACACGCGUUUCUAAUGUGAAUUUACAAAUUACGCAGUUAUCACCAAGUGGGUAA